Messenger RNA from Paramecium tetraurelia, 813 nucleotides. RefSeq lists its product as uncharacterized. The transcript has 3 exons. NCBI's taxonomy places the organism in Eukaryota, Ciliophora, Oligohymenophorea, Peniculida, Parameciidae. The record is from RefSeq and is a predicted model, not a curated record.
AUGUAGUAACUAGUUUAAUCAUAUGAUGCAGAUUAUACAAAUAAGUUUUUUUCUAAGGACAUAGUGAUGAUCUUAUAUUAUACCUUGGAUUAGAUUAAAUAAGAGACACUUUAUGAAUAUCCGAAAAUAUCAGAAAUUCUUGCCGAUACAGGUUCCAUAGUAAGUUGGUUUUUCACAUUAUCUUAUUUUGUGACACUAUAUAAUAAAGAACUUAGUAUGCAAAAUAUCAUUACAGAAGUUAUAUAAAUGUACUAUAAUGAUUUUAAAAAUUUAUCAAUUAAGAAAAAUUGGUAUGGGAAAAUAAAUGAAAUUUCAUUUAAGGACAAAUCUUGUGAUAUGGCUAAAAUGCAAAAACUUUUAAAGAAAUUAGAAGAACUUGCAAUUUAAAAAUUAGAUUAAAAAAGUAUUUUGCUUGAAUUAUCGAAAUUAUAAAAUUUAUUGGUCAGAUAAUUGGGAUAGGAGUAAAUAUACUAAUAAUUAAUUCAAUCUUAAAAAUUAGAGUCUCUAAUUGAUAAAUAUGGAUUAUUAGAUCAAAAAGACAGCUCUCAUUUUGCUAAUUUAAUAUUCCCCUAAGGAGAAUUAUCAAAUAUGAAUUUAAAGCAGCAAGAGGGUUUAGAAGGUGAAUCUAACCUAAAUAUAGAACAAUCACUUGAAUAGGAAUUAGAAAAAUAAGUUUGUCUGUUUUAUUACCUAGAUAAUUUAAAAAUAUAAAUUGAAGACAAAACAUUAUUGAUAGAUUUUAAAGACAAUCAUCAAAUUCAAAAAUUCAAUUCUAAUGUAUUACGUGUAGAACAUUUUUCAUCAUUUCAAUGA